Molecule: messenger RNA, 917 nt
Organism: Vigna angularis (adzuki bean)
Lineage: Eukaryota; Viridiplantae; Streptophyta; Magnoliopsida; Fabales; Fabaceae
Product: glutathione S-transferase F9
Exons: 3
Coding region: 87-767 (226 amino acids)
Cellular component (GO): cytoplasm
Molecular function (GO): glutathione binding; glutathione transferase activity
Source: RefSeq, a predicted model, not a curated record
UAAGGUUGGUAGUAUAAGAGAACAGAAGCUUAACGUUCAUUCCUGCGUCAAAUUUCCUGUAAUAUUGCUCUAUUGUGCAAAUAAGAAUGGUGGUGAAGGUGUAUGGCCCAGACUAUGGAAGCACUAAGGGAGUGAUAGUGUGUCUGAUUGAGAAGGAAGUUGAGUUCGAAACUGUGCAUGUUGAUGGCUUUAAGGGAGAACACAAACAGCCCGAAUAUCUCAAGUUGCAGCCCUUUGGACUGAUGCCUCUUGUUCAAGAUGGGGAUUAUGUUCUUUAUGAAUCACGGGCAAUACUGAGGUAUUAUGCAGAAAAGUACAAAAAUCAAGGGACGAAUCUGUUGGGAAAGACAAUGGAAGAGAGAGGGCUUGUGGAACAAUGGCUUGAAGUUGAAGGGCAUAACUAUACUCCACCGAUCUACAACUUGAUCAAAAUGUACUUUGCUUCUGUACUAAAUGGUGAAGCAAUGGACCCAAAGGCCGUUAAAGAGAAUGAGGAAAAGCUCGAAAAAGUUCUUGACAUUUAUGAAAAGAGGCUAUCCGAGACAAAGUACUUAGCAGGGGAUUUCUUCAGUCUUGCUGAUCUUAACCAUCUUCAAUUUACUUCUUAUUUGGUGAAUGAAAUGGAAAGAGGGUUUAUGGUUAGAGAAAGGAAGAAUGUGAGUCGUUGGUGGGAUGAUAUUAGCAGCAGACCCUCUUGGAAGAAGGUUCUUCAGACCUACAAAAACGUUUAUGAUGUGCUUAAGGAGAUGAAAGUAACAGCGUCUUAGCUUUUCUUUCACCUCCGAAUAAAAUGUUUCCUUUUCUUCGUAGUAGUUCUGGACCAUAUGAUAAGAGUUUGGUGUUAACAUGUGAAUCAAAGCUAUGUAAAAGGCUUUCAUGGUCAAAAUAAAAUGCCAUUUUGAGUUUAUUAUGUUUCA